Molecule: messenger RNA, 4829 nt
Organism: Nothobranchius furzeri (turquoise killifish)
Lineage: Eukaryota; Metazoa; Chordata; Actinopteri; Cyprinodontiformes; Nothobranchiidae
Source: RefSeq, a predicted model, not a curated record
UACUAGAAUUUCAACAUGGAUGUUAAAAUGAAUGCGUUGUUCUUCUGGAGCUGCUUUUCCGCUGUUCUGUUCCUUAACGCGCACGGAGACGUGAGCUAUUCUUUCCCGGAGGAGAUGAAACGAGGAUCAGUCAUUGGGAAUGUCGCCAAGGAUCUCGGGCUGCAGACGGGAGCGCUCACUAACAGGAGACCCCGCAUUGACACCGACGGGCCUGAAAAACGUUACUGCGAUGUAAACCUGAAUAACGGAGAGCUGAUUGUGGCCGACAGGAUUGACCGCGAGGGCCUUUGUGGUGAGAAGGCUUCGUGCAUCCUGAAACAGGAGCUCGUGCUGGAAAACCCUCUAGAGCUCCAUCGGGUCAGCCUUCAUAUUCAGGAUAUUAAUGAUAACGCGCCACAGUUUAAGGAGAAAAUUGUCAGUCUGGAGAUUCACGAAUUGGCAGCCAGAGGAGCUCGUUUUGUGCUGGAGGAGGCGCAUGAUGCAGAUGUAGGACAGAAUGCAGUUCAGCAGUACAGCCUUGAAAGGAACGAUCAUUUUAUUUUAGCUGUUGAUAGAAAUAACAUAGAGCUUGUUCUGGAUAAGGAGCUUGAUCGUGAAAAGUACAAGGAAAUAAAUGUGCUGCUGACAGCUUUAGAUGGAGGAUCUCCUCAGAGAUCAGGAACAGUAGUCAUUCAUGUCUCUGUGCUGGAUGCUAAUGAUAACGCCCCAGUGUUCAGUCAGGAGGUUUAUAAAGCCAGUCUGCCUGAAGACUCUCCUUUAGACACUCUAGUGGUCACAGUUAGUGCAGCUGAUGCUGAUGAGGGACUGAACGGAGAUGUGACUUAUGAUUUUGGUCAUGUGUCUGAUGAGGUCGUGAAAUUGUUUAGUAUCAACAGUAAAACUGGUGAAAUAUGCACCAUUGGUUCUGUUGAUUAUGAAAGUACUUCCUCAUAUGAAAUUCGUGUUAAAGCAAAGGAUGGUCUUGGGCUUUCAUCUUAUGCUAAAGUCAUCAUUUCUGUUACUGAUGUGAACGACAACGCCCCUGUCAUUAAUGUGAAAUCACUGACCACUCCCAUACCAGAAGACACCUCACCUGGUACAGAGGUGGGCAUCAUCAACGUGCAGGACAGAGACUCUGAGAAGAACCGACAGGUCCGCUGCUCCAUCCAGCAGAACGUUCCUUUUAAGUUGGUUCCUUCUAUCAAAAACUAUUAUUCUCUGGUGACCACAGGACAGCUGGACCGUGAACUAGUGUCUGAUUACAACAUUACAAUCAGUGCCACUGACGAGGGCUCUCCACCUCUGUCCUCCUCUAAAACUGUUCAGUUAUCUGUAGCUGACAUCAACGACAACCCACCUGUGUUUGAGGAGCAGUCCUACAGCGCUUAUGUGAGUGAAAAUAACAAACCUGGCUCCACUUUAUGUUCCGUUAGUGCUCGAGACCCGGACUGGAGACAAAACGGUACCGUGAUUUAUUCUCUGUUACCUGCUGAGGUGAACGGCGCGUCGGCGUCCUCCUAUCUAUCAGUUAACGGAGACACGGGGGUGAUCCAUGCUGUCAGGUCGUUUGAUUAUGAACAGCUGAGGAGUUUUAAAGUCCACGUGAUGGCCAGAGACAACGGUUCUCCUCCUCUCAGCAGCAACGUGACCGUGAGUGUGUUCGUAUCAGAUGUGAAUGACAACUCUCCUCAGAUACUGUACCCCGCCUCGGAGGGCAGCUCCUUCAUGACCGAGCUGGUCCCCAAAGCUGCACACGGAGGCUCUCUGGUGUCCAAAGUGAUAGCGGUGGACGCGGACUCUGGACAGAACGCCUGGCUGUCCUAUCAGAUAGUCAGAUCCACUGAUCCGGGACUUUUCACUAUCGGUGUGCACAGCGGAGAGAUCAGGACGCAGCGGGACAUUUCUGAAUCUGACAGCAUGAAACAGAACCUGAUUGUAGCAGUGAAAGAUAACGGACAGCCCUCUCUGUCUGCCACCUGUGCCAUGUAUUUACUGAUUUCUGAUAACUUGGCUGAGGUGCCAGAGCUGAAAGAUAUCUCUUAUGAUGACAAGAACUCCAAACUGACCUCGUAUCUGAUCAUUGCGCUGGUGUGUGUGUCCACCUUCUUCCUGACCUUCAUCAUCAUCGUCCUGGGUGUGAGGUUUUGUCGCAGGAGAAAGCCCAGACUGUUGUUUGAUGGAGCAGUGGCCAUUCCCGGAGCUUAUCUCCCUCCUAAUUACGCAGAUGUUGAUGGAACAGGAACUUUACGCAGCUCCUACAACUAUGACGCCUACCUGACAACAGGAUCUAGAACCAGUGACUUUAAGUUUGUGUCAUCUUACAAUGACAACACGCUGCCUGCUGACCAGACUCUGAAGAAAAGUCCCUCUGAGUUUGUUGAUGUGUUUGGAGACUCUGAUUCUUCCCCAGAGGUACGAGUCCUUUUUUAUUCAAUAGCGUUUAACAGCAAAUCAUGAAGUACCUUAUAGAGUAUAUAUACCAUAUUUCUCUGUAGUCUAUGCCACUGAACAAAAAUGACAAAGAAAGUCCAUAAAACAGCUUAAAGACAAAAUCAAAAACAUGAUUAUAAUAGGAACAAACAUAAUGCUGAAAUGUAAUAAGACGGCAAGAACAAUUUUAAUGAAAUUAGCUCAGAAUUGUUAUUUAAAAGGCGGAGCAUCUGCGAUAAAUCUGAGCUCAGGUUUUUUCAUCGUGGUCUUCUGUAUUGUUAAAGCUAGAAUGCUAGGUACCGUAGCUUUUAGGGGUUUAAUGGCUAGUGCCCCUGUUUUUGUCUCGGCAAUCCGGAAAAACAGCUUCAGAACCUGAGAGGAUUUGGAAAUUUACACUGUAAAACAGAUUUGCCUCACCCAGAAUGUGUCAUCGGACGAGAUUAGAACACGAGGGUGAUCAGGUCUCGGCGGCAGGAUUAGCUACGGCGAACGUCGGCAGUUUAGAGCUUUCUCUAUUACCAGUUGCACCAAACAAACACACAUAAGAGACAAAUGAGUACAAAAAAAACACAUUCACUCCCUUUUGAAGGUAAAACAGUCUUGCUAGCACAAACUUUGCAGACUUGGUUAUGUGAGAGAUGAGUCAGCGCUUUGAAAAGAUAUGGAUUAGGAGACAGGAGGCCCCGACUGUUUCAGCAAAACAAAACACAGCAAAAGAGAUUUUAACUGUAAAUAUGUGAACUAACAGAAGUGUCAUGAUUUGAAACGACUGGACUUCCUUGCCAUUAAAUAUGUAGCUUAAAGGACUGGCUACUUAAAUAAUAAAUUAUAAACAAGAUGUGAUUUUCCAUCUAAAUAUGAAACAUCAGACUGAUUGGUCUUUGAAUUUUUAAUUUGGUAUUCCUUUAGGUUCUUUGACGAUUCAGGGAACAUACACUCUUCAUAUUAAUUCAGACAGAGUCAAGAAUAUAGUUUAUAAAAAUUAGUUUAAUUAUAUUUUCCUAAAUUGUUGUACGUGACAAAGUAUGAAUGAAAUGACAGUUGUCUAGAUCACAGAUGAUGGAUGGAAUGAUGAAAUGUGAUCUACUGUAGAUGUUUGACCAAAGCCUUCCUUAAGUAUCUGAGAGAGAUUGGGGAGUCUGGGUGGUAAAAUCAGUUUGGCUGUAUGGUUUCAUAAGCUAGAGAUAUGUUUAUAAAGCAAUCUGAUGCAGUUUGUGCCGGUCUACACACCCUUGUGUGAAGAUCCCCAAGUGAUCCAGGGGGUCAAGAGGUCGAGAUGGACAAUGCCGAUGGCGAGGGCCUCUUGUACCUGAGCUCAAGGCCAGCUCAGAAUUUGACCCUUCUAGUCUGAGUUAUCUUCAGGUGACAGCAGGAAGCUGCAGUGUUUGCAUCUAAGGCUGUUCAGUGGCUCUUAAAAGAGCCGUUGUGUCUGAAAACACUCGCAAGUGUUGCAGAGAGGCUUUAACCUUGAGGUCAAAAGACAGGAUGUUCUUACAAUGCUUGUUCACCCGAUUGGCCUUAUUGAGUGAACAUCAAAUACUGAAUAGAUGAGGAAGUGUUCUCACUUUUAUUAACUUUUGUUUAUAAACUUAGACAAAUCAGAACUGGACACAUUUGAAAGGCAUUACCAAAAUACCUCAGAAAUCACACCUUCACUCAGAUAUUCAGAGGUUAACUCUUAGUGUGAAGUGCAAAUGUUAUAACAGUUAUGUGAAGUGAAUGUUAACCUUAAUACUGGUCUUAUGAUGUAUGAGUAUAUUGAUAGAUUAACUUCUUAAAUCAACAAAUACUGAUCUGGUGUGGUUUAAGAUCUGAAAUGAAUCAUUACAAGAAAAAUAUUCACAUUAACAAAUCAUUGAUUGAUGAAUACAUCAUUCAAACACUGGGAUUUAAGAAGCGAUGAUUAUAUGACACUUAUGCAAUUAUCAGGUUUUAAAAAGUCAUUAAUGAAUCAAGGAAAAUGAACUUUAUUCAGAGUGAAGAGGUCUUGUCUUCUUGAGCAAAGAUUUUAUGGUCUCCUUGUUCGGUAACAAGGUCUUGUGCAGUGCUUUCCUGUUUGGAGGCCAGACAGAUGGAGUGUUUGUGUCUGCAAAUUAAAAAGUUAAUUUCUGGUCAUUGGUGAUGUAAAUACUGGCCUUUAGGUACACCACAAGUGGUAGUCUGUUUGCAGCAGAGCAGCUGCCUGCUGUACUCCCCAUGGUAGAAAACCUUUCGGGAUGGACAGGUGUGUGGAGGAUGAAGAUUUAGGCGUGUGUGGGGGGUAUUAACAAGAAGAAGGUCAGAAACACGAGAUGCAAGGUUGUCUAUGACCUAAAAUGUCAAUUAAAGAGGUUUAUAAUUACCUGCAAAACACGAACAAAGUGAACUGAUGGGAAAAGUUCUUAUGAAGAUUGGGCAACAGAUCAAGGCAAGAAAUGACA